Messenger RNA from Amyelois transitella, 3224 nucleotides. RefSeq lists its product as uncharacterized. Gene Ontology annotation, molecular function: nucleic acid binding. The transcript has a single exon. Bases 228 to 2993 code for a protein of 921 amino acids. Lineage: Eukaryota; Metazoa; Arthropoda; Insecta; Lepidoptera; Pyralidae. Gene Ontology annotation, biological process: DNA integration. The record is from RefSeq and is a predicted model, not a curated record.
UAACAACUAAACCAAACAUUUGUUAUUUUCUAUGUCACCACGCUGUACUCAAGGAAACCAGUGAGUCAACUAAAUUAAGAGUGGUUUUUGACGGUUCAGCGCCAUCUACAUCCGGUUAUUCUCUUAACGACAUUCUUUUAUCGGGACCCAACAUACAAGACUCUCUUUUCUCCAUCCUAGUUAGAGCUAGACAAUACAAAUACCUACUGACUGGCGACAUUGAGAAGAUGUAUCGUCAGGUGGAAGUCACUGAACCUGAUCGUGACUUACAAUUGAUACUAUGGAGAGAAAAGGAAUCUGAUCUCAUUAAAAUACUGAAACUAAAUACACUAACUUACGGCACAGCGAGUGCGAGUUAUUUAAGUACUAGGUGUGUCUAUCAGUUGGGUGAAGAAUGUGAAGAUGAAUUGAUCAAAAAUAUAAUUCAAUCAGACUUUUACGUCGACGAUUUGAUAACUGGUUGUAAUAAUGAAAUUCAAUUACAUUAUAUACAAAACAAAAUUGCUAAUGUACUGAGUUCUGGAUGUUUUAACCUAAGAAAAUACAAAAGUAAUCUGCCCAGUCUAGUUCAAGAUAUCAAUUCUAGUUUAAAUUCGCAGGAAAGUCUAAUGUUUAGCGAAUCUACUAGUACCCUAGGUUUAGGCUGGAACCCGGUUAAUGAUACCCUACAUUUUCCUACUAUUGAUAUUCCACAAAAUACAGUUGUUACUAAAAGAUUUAUUUUAUCUCAAUCAUUCAAAAUUUUCGAUCCACUCGGGAUCCUUAGCCCAUUUAUAAUUAUUCCAAAGAUAAUGCUACAAAAACUAUGGCUAAACAAAAUAGAUUGGGAUCAGUCCGUUCCAAAGGACAUAGAAAUGUCUUGGAACAGCUUUCAGAACAAUGUACCUAGUUUACGUAAUUUACAUAUACCAAGAUUAACUUUGAGUGAUGAUGCUCUAGAAAUUGAAAUGCAUUCAUUCAGCGAUGCCUCACAACAUGCUUACGGUGCAUGCGUAUACAUGCGAUCUAUAAGCACUAGCGGUACAGUCACCGUAAGAUUGUUGUGCGCAAAAUCUAGAGUAGCUCCAGUGAAACCCACGACGAUGCCGCGUCUCGAAUUGUGUGCUGCUUUGUUGUCUGCGCGACUGUGUAAAUCAGUAACAGAUGCACUUAAAUACUCACCGUCACGGAUCAUUCACUGGUGUGACUCAAGCAUCGUUCUAGCAUGGAUUCGUAAUGAUCCUAACAAAUUAAAAACUUUCGUUGCUAAUCGAAUAAUCGAAAUAACGGAACUUACUGUACCUUCGUCCUGGCGCUAUGUUCCAACUGAUCAAAAUCCGGCUGACUUGAUCUCCCGUGGCGUAAAUGGGAAUCAGCUAAUGUCAAUGAAUUUAUGGUGGAAAGGCCCAAAGUUUUUAUCUAAACCUGAAUCACAAUGGCCUUUGUUAAAAGGUUACAAAAAUUGUGAUUUGCCAGACAUUGAGGUCAGGUGUAAUACAAUUAUUAAUAUUUCUGAUCCAAUAAUCAAAUUUGAGAAUUUUUCUAAAUUGAAUAAAUUAGUAAGAACAUUUGCAUUCGUAAAACGUUUUAUUUACAAUGUCCAGCAACCCCAAAAUAAAUUUAUUGGUAGCUUAAGUGUAGAAGAAUUAAAUAAUUCAUUUUAUAUAUUAUGUGCCCUUGCACAACGUGAGUCAUUUCAACUUGAAUAUGAUACAUUGGUAAAAAAUAAACCAUUGCCCAAUAAAUGCAAGAUUUUGUCACUAUCGCCAUUUCUUGAUCAUAAUCACUGCAUAAUCCGCGUUGGUGGUAGACUGUAUGCAUCUGACUAUUCUUAUGAGAAAAAACACCCAGUUCUGCUCCACUCCUCUCAUCAUUUCACAAAAUUAUUCUUUGAACAGGAACAUAUUCGUAACAUGCAUGCUGGUCCACAGCUAUUGUUGGCUGUGGUAAGAGAAAGAGUUUGGCCAAUAAAUGGUAGACGCUUAGCCAGACGAGUGGUUAAUAAUUGUGUGCGUUGUAAACGUAUUGCAGGCAAAACUUUGAGUCCUAAAAUGGGAAACCUUCCUAUUCAAAGAAUUACUCCAGAUCAUCCUUUUUUAUCUGUGGGCAUGGAUCUAGCUGGACCCUUCUUAAUUUUAAAUCGACGAGGCCGCGGUAGUAAGCUCAUUAAAUGCUACCUUUGCCUAUUUGUGUGCUUACGCUAUAAAUGUGUUCACUUAGAGGCUGUCAGUGACUUAUCGAAAGAUGCCUUUCUGAUGGCUUUUCGUAGAUUCGUAGCUCGUAGAGGAAGGCCAGUGGAAGUAUUUUCCGAUAACGGACGAAAUUUCGUUGCUGCGGCCAAGGAAAUCGGUCAAUUUUUAAAGCAAAAUUCGGAACCAAUUGUUGAGUUUGCAAGUCAAGAAAAUAUUAAGUUCAUUUUUAGUCCGGCAUACGCUCCUCACUUCGGUGGUAUUUUUGAAGCCGGAAUAAAAUCCGCGAAACACCAUAUCAAACGUAUACUAGGUAACAGCCACCUAACAUUUGAGGAGAUAACAACAUUGUUUGCGCAAGUUGAAGCCAUACUAAAUAGCCGUCCCUUGUAUCCUCUAUCAUCCUCUCCUAACGAUUUCCUCCCACUUUCUCCUGGACACUUUCUUAUUGGAAGACCGUUGGUAUCGCUGCCCUCUCCAAAUUUGCUUGAUUGCAAGGAGAUCACAUUAAGAAGAUAUGAACGCUUAGAGAAACUCCGCCAGCACUUUUGGAACAAAUGGCAACGGGAGUAUAUUUCUGAAUUACAACAAAGAAGCAAGUGGAAAACUAACUGCGAUAAACUACAAAUCGGUGACAUGGUACUCAUACAAGAGGACAACAUACCACCUAUGAACUGGAGACUUGGUAGAGUCUCCCGACUAUUUCCUGGGAAUGAUGGAGUCUGCAGAGUAGCGGACAUUGACACCACAAGAGGACCCGUACGAAGAGCAUUAGUUCGGCUGUGCCCGCUGGUGGCACCUGAAGCAGAUGAUCAACUCGGUUGAAAGAACUCUUUCAACGGGCGGGAAGAUGUUUAGGCCCAAUGAUGUCCAAAGCCUUUGCCAAAAUGUUAAAAACAUAACGUCACUGUCAUUUUUAUUGUAAAAAAAAAAUUUAAUUCGACUUUUGGCGGCUUCACCGGCAUUACGCGCCGUUUCUAAAAACUUGUAAACUUUUAUCUGAAUACACAAAAUUGUAAGAAAAUUGAGUUAUUAUUGGCUCCAUUGUGUCAAGCG